Molecule: messenger RNA, 1740 nt
Organism: Linum tenue
Lineage: Eukaryota; Viridiplantae; Streptophyta; Magnoliopsida; Malpighiales; Linaceae
Source: the annotation of a GenBank genome assembly
CGCGUUCCGAUACCGCGCGUCGACACUUUGCAAAAUGCAAAUUCCCACCCCACUAAUCUAAUCCUUCCUCCCCGCACGUCUCUCUCUCUCUUCACUCUUUCUUUUUCUAAAUCGAAAUUCAGAUGGUGGGCUUCUCCUUCCCCUUAUUAUCAUCGCUCUUCUUCUUCUCUCCCAGCUGGUUCUUGUUCUUUGAUUCCUUCCGAAUCUCAACCUCUCUCUCUGCCCGCGUUCUCUCUUUCUCCAUCGUUGAUGAUUUAAUAAUAAAUAACACCUUUCCCCCAAUUCCGUAGCAAACAACCCAACAAUAGCAAAGCGAAGAAAUAAGCUAGGAAAGAGAAGAUCGAAAAGCAGAGAAGUAAUGACAGCUCCAAACAUGGCUGCCAUCACCGCAUCCCUCGAGCGUUCCUUCCAAAACUGUUCCCUCAACCACCACCACCACCACGCCGCCGCCGAUACCGAGAGAUCCUCCAGCUCCGACGAGACCGACGCGCCGGAUCAUCACCGUCGUCAUCAGCAACAGCAGCAACAACAGCGCCAAAACCCUCAUCUCCCACCUCUGCAUUCUUCGUCGUCAUCGAACAACAACUACGACGCAGCUAUCGAGCUCAACUCCGAUGUCUCCCUCCCUUACCACUGGGAGCAAUGCCUCGAUUUAAAGAUCUUGCUUCUUUUGGGGAGGUGAAAGCAUAUAAGGAAACAGUCUGGGGAAACAAAAGGCAGACAGGGGAGAUAUACUACAUAAACUGGAGGAAUGGGAUGAGAGCAAAUGAAGAUCCAAGGAUAACACCUCAAGAGUACAUGAAUGGAGAUUACUACUACUCGGAUGACGAUGAUGAAGACGACGAUGACGAUGGCAGCUCUUCUUGCGACAGCGAGGAGUCAUCACCUUGUACCUCGAGAGACCAUUACAACAAUAACAGUAAGGUGGAGAAAGAAGGUAACAACAAUGUGUUGGUUGUUGCAGGAUGCAAGAGAUGCCUGAUGUACUUCAUGGUCCCUAAACAGGUUGAGGAUUGCCCCAAAUGCUGUGGCCAUCUGCUUCACUUUGAUAGAUCUGAUAGCAAUGGCUCCCCUUGAUUAGAUCCGGAUUAAAUAUUAUUUUUGUUUGUUUCGUCUUCAUUUUCGGUUUCUUGAGAUGAGGUUGCUCUCUCACAGCUUUUGCUUCUUCCCAGAAGGGGGGUGAUAAAAAGAUUGGAAAAGAAAUGAAAGGAAGGGAACUCAUUUGUGCUUUGAUAGAUUUUGUGCUGUGGAAUGAUCAUGAAAUGCGCGACCAAUGGAGGGGUUUGAUUAGUUUAGUGUAGAAAUAUGGGGGAGUCUCCUUUUAUUCUUUGAUUGCACUCUUAUUAUUAUAUUAGGUGGUUCCUUUCCAUGCUUCCUCUCUUCUCCUUUCCUUUGUUACUUGUUUUUAUUUCUUCUUUCUCCUGGGAUUCCUCAAUUUUCCAUCUCCAGUUUUUCUUUAUUCCUAGCCAGAUCUUUCUUGUUGUUUUGGAGCGUUGACCGAGUCCUACUGAAGGACAUUCCAAGAGCUGAGAAGAGACUGGGAGAAUGAAACCAAACUUGCUUGUCCCUUUUUUUUUUAUCUUUCUCCUAGCUACCUUGCUAUAUACAUUGGCUUGUUACAUGGGACUUUUCCCAAAUGGUUCAUUUGGUGCAUUUUGAGUCAUUGUGUGUGUAGAAUGAGUCAUUUCAUUAUGACUCCUUCCACUAGUCUCUCUCAAUGAAAUGACAUAUAUAACUGGU